This is a messenger RNA of Aspergillus puulaauensis, 1194 nucleotides long. RefSeq lists its product as uncharacterized. Bases 1 to 1194 code for a protein of 397 amino acids. Lineage: Eukaryota; Fungi; Ascomycota; Eurotiomycetes; Eurotiales; Aspergillaceae. The record is from RefSeq and is a predicted model, not a curated record. The transcript has a single exon. Gene Ontology annotation, molecular function: protein binding.
AUGUCUCGCUUCACGUCGAUGUUAAAACGACUGCAGCCUCGGAGGAAAAACUGUCGACCAAACUGGGUCCCGUCAAUAUUGGAGCUACUCCCGCCUGAACUCAUAUUGUGCAUCAACGAUUUCCUGGAGCUACCCGACACCCUCUGCUUGAGCCUGUGCAGCCAUCACCUGCGUGAGGUCCUCCGUAGCCCACGCGCACCGGUCGGGGAUACCCUGUUGAAGACGACUAUGCUUUCCAGGAUAGCCCCCGACCUGCCACACCUGUUCUACUGCUCCAGUUGUGCCAGGCUGCAAUUCACUGCAGAUAUCGUACACCCGUCUGUAUACGAUCCAGAGCCAUUCUCAUCAAAACGCCCACGGAUACCAAAAAGGUCUAAGCGCUGUCCGGAAAUAGACGCACGCAGCAGGGGUCUUAAACAUGGUCCUUUCCCCCGUUUGCGUGUUGGCGGCUGGCUGAGUUCUUCGUAUGCAUUUGCACACUGCCAUCUGAUGGCCGCUAUGAAGAACCACUAUCACGGGCACAGAUACGGACCUACAGCUGAGUCCUUAGCAUAUAGGAAGGUGAGGGAACUGCAAACGGACCCACUCGUCAAGACAUUGCUCUCUGUGGAUACACGGGUCUGGGCAUCCGGCCCUGGCAAGGAUGGUGCGGCGUUAGUCCUGCAAAUCCAAAAGUGGACGUUAUUUGCCAGUCGUAUUGAUGGUGAUACGAUAGUAGACGAUCUCAGGGGUACGAGCAUUUGUCCCCAUACACGGGUCUGCUACAAUCCUGAAGAUGGAGAUACGACCAGGACCACUGAAGGCUGGGGAUUCGGUCACGGUCACGACUAUAUGUCCGAGCAUCUGAGGUGUCCAAUCUGCGACGUCGAGUACCAACUCAGGCUCUGUGAUUAUGGGGCCGUCGGGAAGGCUUUUGGGAUCAUAACCUGGAUGAAUCUUGGGGCUGGUCUGGAUGUUAAUGAUCCAAAGUGGACGCGCGUUACAGUCUCCAACCUUUUCGGACGUCCAACAGCCAAAGGGCCCAAGGAGGCGUCCACGAUGUUUCAGGAGGCCUCGCGUCUUCAGCAACGGGGCAGUGAUCCAACAGACUUGAAUCUGUCUUUCUUGCUAGGGAAUCGGUACCGUCGUUCAUUGAAGUUGCGGCGUGAUAACCUGUACUCGUCGGUCCCUUUACCUCGUCCUCCCUCUCAUUAA